Messenger RNA from Sardina pilchardus (European sardine), 2329 nucleotides. Its product is annotated as heat shock 70 kDa protein 12A-like. The record is from RefSeq and is a predicted model, not a curated record. NCBI's taxonomy places the organism in Eukaryota, Metazoa, Chordata, Actinopteri, Clupeiformes, Clupeidae. The coding region runs from base 65 to 1774 and encodes 569 amino acids. Gene Ontology annotation, molecular function: ATP binding; ATP-dependent protein folding chaperone. The transcript has 4 exons.
CAUACCCUAAUACACUGGACAAACACAGCAGCAUUUUCAUAAAACAUCAAUGUGAUUUACAAAUAUGGCAGAUUCUACAUUUUGGAUCAUAGCCAUUGACUUUGGUACAGCUUACAGUGGAUAUUGCUACUGUGUUAGAUCGAAGCCUGAUGCGAUUAGAUGUCCUGUUUGGGGGGAGGAACAUGGACAAAGCACCCUAAAGACUCCAACUUGCAUUCUGUUUGAUGAACAAGGAAAUUUCCGGCAUUUUGGCUAUGAUGCUUUGAUGACAUACAAAAUGAAUCCCCAAAGCAAGGACAGCUUCUUUCAGAAUUUCAAAAUGGACCUUUACAAUAAGACAAUCAGCAGGCACAUGGUGAUCACUGCUUCCAAUCAGAUGCCCAUGUCGGCCAUGAAGGUGUUCUCAGAAAGUCUGCGUUAUUUAAAAGGACAUGCCCUGGAAAUGGUUGCUCAUCACACAAGUGGGAAAAAAUUCAUUGCCUCUGAUGUGACUUGGGUUUUGACUGUGCCAGCAAUCUGGGAUCCAGCUGCCAAACAGUUUAUGAGAGAAGCAGCCACUAAGGCAGGCCUGGUGACAGAGACAAAUUCAUCACACCUGAUCAUCAGUCUGGAACCAGAAGCAGCAUCUGCAUGGUGCAAACAGCUACCAAGUAAAGGAUUUAUAGCUGAGGGACUUCAAGAUACACUGGAGCAAAAACCUGGAACACAGUACAUUGUUGUUGACUGUGGAGGUGGAACCGUUGACAUCGCAGUGCACAAGGUUUUGGAAGGUGGAUUCCUAAAAGAAAUACAUAAAGCCUCUGGAGGUGAUGUAGGUGGGAGUAAUGUUGAUAACAAGUUUAAAUCUUUCCUCAGAGACAUCUUUAACUACACACUGUGGGAUCAAUAUGAAGCAGAUUACCCAAGUGAGCUGCAGAAAAUGAUGUUUGAUUUCACUAGGUAUAAGUGUGUAAAAAACAAUAGGGAUGUUUUCAUUCCUUGUCCAUACAGCUUAUCGAAGUUGGCAGAGGAGACGAAAGCAAUGCAUGAGUACUUCAAAGACGUGGAGGGUGUGUCUUGGUCUGAGGGUUCAUUUAAAGUGACUUAUUCAAAGCUUAAAACUUUCUACAAAGACAGCCUAAAACAAAUAACAAAGUUGAUUAAAGAAAUUUUUGCCACUCCAGAGAUUAACAUCAACAUCCUGUUCUUAGUUGGUGGCUAUGCAUCUAGUGAGAUUUUGCAGGAAAAGAUAAAAAGGCAAUUUUCCCAACGGUGCAAAAUUGUGUGCCCUGUGGAUGCUCAUCUUGCUGUGGCAAAGGGGGCAGUUCGGAUAGGAGAAAAUCCCAGGAUAAUAUCUUCACGGGUUAGUGCACUGACAUAUGGCAUCUCAGAAGCCAGGACAUUUGAUCCUUCAGUGCAUAAAGAGGAGAAGCGCAGAGAAAACAAUGCAAAAGAUUAUGUUUACUGCACUGAUCUUUUCCACAGAUUCAUCCAGAAAGAUGAGGCAGUUCAUUAUGAUGAUGAGAGAGAGUAUGAGUUCUCACCAAUAAAUGUUGAUCAGAUUAGCAUGACCUUUAGGAUCUUCUCCACAGAAGCACCUGAUGCAACCUAUAUAGAUGACCCUGGAAUGAAAGAGAUUGGCUCUUUCUCAGUCAGCAUGCCUGACAUAAGUGCGGGCCGAAAUCGCAGGGUGAAAUUUCAAAUGAGGUUUGGUUUAACAGAAUUGCAAGCCAAAGCCACAGACUUAACAUCUAAGGAAACUAACAAGGUACAUCUUGAUUUUUUGACCAAGUAAAACUCUCUGGAAGACUAGCUGAGAAAAUUAGAUCAUUGUUUAGAUAUGUUCAUGGCAUUGUAUCUCUGUUGUGUUCAUGUCAUAUUACACAAGUAAUAGACUUAAAACCUUUUUUGUUCAUGUGUUGAAGUGAUAAAUUCUGUAUUAAUUUCUUCACAUUAGUCAUGCACAAUCUCUGCCUGUCUCUCUCUCUCUCUCUCUCACUCACUCACUCUCUCUCACACACACACACACUGACCCUCACUGAAUAUCUGAUUCUGAUGAUUCUCUAGAAAGCAUUACCUUUGUAUUCUGUAUGAUCUGUGGGGUAAUAUAAUUUGUAUGUGGGGUGGCAUAUUUUGUGCGAGAAUAUGUGCUGUGCAGAUGGGAACUCUUUACCUAUAAGCAAGAUUUCUUUACAGAAUAUGUUACUUUCAUUAUGUUUUCAUAAUGUCUUAAAUGUAAAAAUGCCUGAUUGUUUUCUUCAUCGGAUGUUGUUCUCUCCAUGUUGAUACAUGUAUACCAAUCAGAAUGAUUGGCUAUUGCAAGAUGGUUCCUGCAAUAAACGUUGAUGCU